Molecule: messenger RNA, 1305 nt
Organism: Chironomus riparius
Lineage: Eukaryota; Metazoa; Arthropoda; Insecta; Diptera; Chironomidae
Source: the annotation of a GenBank genome assembly
UUUUUAUUUUUAACAUUAAUAAUUCUUAGAUUUAUAUUAUGGACGCUAGCUCAGUGUUUAGUGUAUAAUAUUUAUUGAGCAGUUAUGUGUCCAGCAGCCAAUUAAACACAGUGUUAGAUGUUUUUCAAAGGUCUUUUAACAUUGUGGAAGGUUUUUGUUAUAAAGUUGGUUUAUCAGUAAAUCCAGCCAAAACAAUUGUAAUUCCUUUCACUACGAAGUAUAAAUUAGGUGAUCUACGUCCUCCAGUUAUGUAUGGGCAAAGGAUAGAAUUCAGUUAUGAAGAAAAUAUCUUGGUGUCCACUUAGACAGCAAAUUAAACUGGAAUUUACAUGUAUAUUUCGUUGUAAGUGAAAUGAUUAAGUCCUUUUGGGCUUGUAGAUCAAUUGUUGGUAAAAACUGGGGAUUAAAACCCAAUAUGAUGUAUUGGAUGUAUGAGUAAGUUAUUCUACCACGAAUUAUGUAUGGAUGUGUUGUUUGGUGGCAUAAAAUGAAACAAGUUUUUGCCUCUCAGAAAAUUGAGAAACUGCAAAGAAAAGCAGAAUUGUCAAUUUGCGGUGCAUGGACAACUACUCCAAAACUGGCUUUGGAUAGAUUUCUUGAGCCUCCUCCACUUCGAGUGAGAAUCGAAGCUGCAGCUCAAACAAGUGCAUCCAAAUUGAACGUUAAUAAACUAUGGGUUAAUGACUGGAUUUCUACAGAUCAUAUGGAAUUAAAUCGAUUUCUAAGGAGUGUAGUUGUAUCAGAAGAUAAUGCUGCUGAAUCUUGGGAUUUGGUGGAUAAUAAUUGUAUGUCUGUAUGCACUGAUGCAUCAAAGUCAGAAAGUGGUGUUGGCAUCGGUCUGUUCAGCAAUGAUUUGAGUUUGAAUUCAUCCUACAAACUGCAAGAUCAUGCUUUCCAGCAAUGGUCAGGGCAAUGAAGUUAUCCUAAAAUGGAUACCUGGGUAUAGUGGCAUUGAAGGUAAUGAAGCAGCUGAUCAAUUAGCCAAAGAGGCAGUACACAAGGAGAAUCAUGACAAGUCCACGCAUUAUGAUUUCGGUUUUUUGAAGUCAGACAUACGAGAAUGGUUAGUGCGACAACAUUUUCGUAUCUGGAAUUUCGAGGAAGGAGCCAUGACAGCGAAAAGACUUCUUGGUCCUAAAAACAAAAAUAAAUUGUCGGAUGUUCUUAGAUUAACAAGGAAAUCUUAGCAAGGAGAUCUUAGUAUCUUAAUUGGUGCUUUGACAGGACACAUGAGUAUCAACAGUUUUCUUUUUAAGUUGAAUUUAUCUAAUAAUAAGUCUUGCAGGUUUUGUAAGGUGAAUGAGG